AUGACGAACAAAACGGUCCUUCCUCCCAUAAACAGUCUUUUGGUGGAAAGCGAGGCGACAAGAUCGUAUUCUGAGCCUUGCUCCCCGUAUUUGGUACCCGGAAAGUUAAACUCUUUCAGAACCGACCAACAAGGCGUCAUCAAACUGCCACCGGUUUCUCUGCCCACGGUUCCGGCGAUCAUGGCAAUCAAAUCACUCGAAAUGGCCCCAACCGGGUACCCGGCGGGAUUUGAUCACAUCUCAGCGAAUGCCACACCGGGAUCAACGCCAAGAGGCGAUCUUAAAAGAGCCAAUUCCUGCAAUGCUUCUUUCGAAAUGUCACCAUCGGUGGCCCGGAAAACACCCUACAUCAGUAACAUGUUCCACAGCAGUUUGGCCGAAAAAUCCCGAAUUCUGCCGGCGACACCUUGCUCAGCGAGCAAGCAAUUCUCAAAGGACAGCAAACGUGCGUUUGCGUUCAUUUCGCAUUCCCAGGACACUUUCCCAGGUAAAGAACCCUCGAUCGACAACGCACCACUUGCGCGUCGUAAGCGAAGAAGAACGUCCAAGAACGAACUCAACAUUCUGCAGGCAGAAUUUUUGAUUUGUGCAACGCCAGACAAGCAAAAGAGAGUCGAGCUCUCAGAGCGUUGUAAUAUGUCGGAGAAGGCAAUUCAAAUAUGGUUUCAAAACAGGCGUCAGAGCGUCAAGCGCCAGCAAAAAGCUUCUUUGACUGAGAAUUCCGCCGAAACGACAAAUUCAGCGGCACUAAAUCCAUUGACUCCAGUAACGGUAAAGCCCUCAUCAUGUACUUCCAAGUCGGGUAGCGAAAGUCCCACAACUCCACCUUCUGCAAUUGAUGUUGCUUUCCAACGUGGUAACUCAAAUGCGACGGAACGACCAGAAAUGACCAUAUCUACUCCAACUAAGGACAAAACCUCACCCACAUCAACGCGAGGACAAGCUUUGACCUUUCGUCUGAAAAGCGACACUAAGAUUCUGACACCGAUUAGAACUUCCCCAAACAAUAGGGUGAAUAAAUUGAUAAACGGAAGGGUGAUGCCCAGAGGUGGUUCCAAAGAUCUUGAUAAAAUUCCACCUCCAGCAAAGCUACAGUUCAAGCCCUUUCAAAAGCAUGAGCGCGCUAUCCUCAAGGAGAUCGAUAUCAAUACGUUACGAGCAUAA
Lachancea mirantina is the source of this 1164-nucleotide messenger RNA. The record is from the annotation of a GenBank genome assembly. Lineage: Eukaryota; Fungi; Ascomycota; Saccharomycetes; Saccharomycetales; Saccharomycetaceae.